UCAACUACUUAUUAACAUCAUAAUAUCAGAUUUCUCUAUUUACUUGCUGUAUGUUUAAUAAUACGCAACCGUUAAUACAGCUUACUGUUAUUAAUGUUGCCUAUUAAAUAGAAUUUGAAGGGAAAUGGCAGAUGACGUUAAUGUGUUUCGUGUGCGUUGAUUUGAUUCGUGAUCGGAUCGACAUCGACUGUCAACUGAUCUUCGUGACAGUUUUCUAGUGGAAGUUCACGGUUCAUAAUUUUCUCUUAGCUUUUUUUUAACGGUAAUGUACGUAAUAAGUGUGUGUUCUUCCAUAAAACUAUAAAGUAUUUUUCUCAGAUUUUUAAACAAAAACCGAAGCAACUAUGACUGGUAAAAAAAAUCGCAAAGCGCAUGCGAGCUCAGUAAAAUUUAUAGCACCGUCUAAACAACCGCUGCUAACUGCCGCUAACGAAAAACCGUCAAAAAUUUUGGACGCUUUGUUAAGUUUGAACAAAGAACAGUUGAAGAUCGAGUGCCGAAAGAGGGGCCAAAAAACGACAGGCACCAAAAGCGAAUUGCUACAAAGGUUGGGCAACACCAUGGGCGGACACAAAAGGAAAGACGAUUCGACGGCCCACCACCAUCAUCAGCAACAACAGCUACAGCAGAACGGCGGUACGCAAAAUUCAAAAACCAAAAAACAGGGCGACAUUCACAAAAAGGAGAAGGAAAAGCGAGAUAGGGAGGGCUUAGUUUUAUGGAGGAAACCGCUCAAAACUGUAGAAUAUUUUUUUAGGGAAUGUUGCGAAUUAGCUACCAUUUAUGGACAAAAAAUUUUAGCAAAUAAAAAACUCGUGGUAGUUUUGUUGAUCUCAGUAUUAUCAAUGUAUAUAUUAGUGAAUUCAAAAGGACCACAUCAGCACGCAGUACAAGGAGUUUAUAAGAAAUUAUUAUGGUGUUUUUAUUGGAUAGGAUUAGGGAUUCUAUCUUCAGUAGGUUUAGGUACAGGACUACAUACAUUUUUGUUAUACCUAGGACCCCACAUAGCUCAAGUUACUUUAGCAGCGUAUGAAUGCGGGAGUUUAGAUUUUCCUGAACCUCCGUACCCAGACGAAAUUGUGUGUCCAAGCGACGGAAAAACUAUGUCAAUCACGUUUCUUAGUAUUAUGUCGAAAGUAAGAUUAGAAGCUAUGUGUUGGGGGGCGGGUACGGCUUUAGGGGAAUUACCGCCCUAUUUUAUGGCCAGAGCUGCCAGACUAUCCGGAAUAGAUCCUGAUGACGAAGACGAUGAUCUGAAAGCUUUCGAAGAAUUAGAAAAGAAGAAGAACAACCGUGACGAAUUGACGUUCAUCGAGAAAGGAAAGUUAUUUGUCGAGGAAAUCGUUCAGAAAGUUGGAUUUUUGGGCAUAUUAGCCUGCGCGAGUAUUCCAAAUCCUCUUUUCGACUUGGCGGGCAUCACAUGCGGGCAUUUCUUGGUGCCGUUCUGGACGUUCUUCGGCGCGACGCUGAUCGGCAAAGCUGUCAUCAAAAUGCACAUCCAAAAAAUGUUCGUCAUCAUCGCAUUUAAUGAGACCCUCAUAGAAACGGCCCUGGAAUGGCUGAAGCUCGUCCCGGUAGUGGGCCAGAAGCUUCAAGUACCGUUCAAAGCGUUCCUGGAUGGACAAAAACAAAAAUUGCACAAAAAUUCCGCGAAAACGACGACCGACGGCGGAGGGGGGAACAUUUUGGGGUCGAUUUUCGAAAAGUUCGUGAUUGCCAUGGUGCUUUAUUUCGUCAUAUCGAUUGUAAAUUCGUUCGCGCAGUCGUACCAUAAGAGAUUGCAUAAAAAAAGGAACACCAAAGCUAGCAAGGAUUAAAAACUAUAUUUCAAUUAGGUAUUUUUUUUUAUUAAAACCUAGGGGUUCACCACGGAACUGUAUUGCCUAAUAGACGCAAUUCGUAAGUUUCAAAAAGUCUUAUAGCAUUAAUUAAAAUGUUUACAUCAUUAAUAAAUAUUACGAAUUAUAGCUGGCUUUUGACCGAUCCUUGUGGUAUAUGAAAUAAUACAAGUACAUUAAUGUAUAAAAAGCUUUAGCGACAAUUCUAGGAAGAAACUAGACUUUUCAAUGUUGAUAUUCUACCGAAUUUGGAAUUUGCCGGUUUAUUUAUCAAUACAAAAACUUUAGCAAUUUUUGAUCUACAUUUGGACGUCAUUAAUAAAUAGCGAAAAGUAAAUGGGGCUCGUAUUGGACCCUUGCGUUAUAUUCGAUAAUACAAACGCUCAAUAAUUUCGAAUUGGGGAUAUUAAGAGACUGACUUUAAAUUUUAAAGACUUACAUUGUCACAUGUGUUUCAGAAGUCAACAUUUCUAAUUGAGGGCUUUGGUUGUUAAAAGAGGUUAUUUUUAAUUUCUAUUAAAUAAUGAUGGUUGCGUGGUGAAACGCCCAGUAUAUACAUAUAUUUUUUGAUAUAAUUUAGUGACUUUUUCCCAAAAUAUAAUUUUCAAUAAUUAUUUUAUAAAAGGAGUAGAUGUAUUUUUUCUACCAAACCAAAAGAAAAUAGUGAAAUUCUAAUUUUUUAGAUAAAUAAAUAUAUAUUAUUUUGGAAUAGAAAAAAAAUAUUCAGUUGUUUUUAUAUUUUAUAUAUAUUUAGCGAAUUUGUUAUUUAUUUUGUAAUAUUUGUAUAUACGGUUUUCCAACCAUUCCUAUUUUUCCUUUUAUUUUGAAUAAAGUUCACAAUUCUUGUCGUUUUUGUUUGUGAUAAGAAACUUCCAGGAACUACUGCGUUAGACAAGGAAAUCCAAAAACAUUUGCUGUGUCACCUGUCAAAAAUUGCAAUAUAUUUGAAAUGUCACCUGUCAUUUGUCAAUUGGUGCUGUCUUAUUUAUUGAAUUCUUCGUUUAAAAAUGUUGUAGAUUGUUUUGACGGUUUUAAGUCUUACUGAAGGUUGUCUAAAACGGUGCGUUCCUGGCUAUUGGUAUCGUUUGUGGUAGGUAAUGUAUUAAAAGAAAGAACUGAUUAGAUAAGUGGUGUCGAUACAAUUACUAUUUUAACAAUUACAAUAAAAAAUGUGGUUCAAGGCUAUUCCGUCAAAUAAUAAGGUUUUUAUAAAAAUGUAAUAGAGAUAUACUAAUAAAUAUUCAGUUCCAA
Psylliodes chrysocephalus is the source of this 3089-nucleotide messenger RNA. Lineage: Eukaryota; Metazoa; Arthropoda; Insecta; Coleoptera; Chrysomelidae. The record is from the annotation of a GenBank genome assembly.